Molecule: messenger RNA, 843 nt
Organism: Sordaria macrospora k-hell
Lineage: Eukaryota; Fungi; Ascomycota; Sordariomycetes; Sordariales; Sordariaceae
Biological process (GO): cristae formation
Cellular component (GO): MICOS complex; mitochondrial crista junction
Source: RefSeq, a predicted model, not a curated record
AUGGCUGCCAGACUUGCUUUCCAGCGGCGCGCCGCCCGGGCUACUGCCGCCGCCCUCGUUGGCUCCUUUGCCCUCAUUCCCACGGUCGCCUUCGCCGAAGCCUCCGAGAGCCGUGCCUCUGCCAGAAAGCCCAUCUACGACGAUGACUUCGACGCUGUGCCAUCCACCACUCCCUCCUUCACCACCGCCGAGACCACCACAAAAGACGUCAGCUCUCCCGCCUCUGCCACCCUAAACGCCCCCGUCACCAAGAGGGCCCCCGGCGACAAGAAGACCUUCACCGAUAGCCUCAUCGACGUCCUCGCCAGCACCAACACCCCCCGCGGCCCUACCCCCACCGAUCGUCUGGCCGCCCAGAUCCGCCGCGCCCGCCUCUUCCUCUACGACCAAGCCUGCGUCGCCGAGGAUGCUGUCAACAACGGCAUGGCUCGCGCCUUCGACCUCGAGCACUCCUUCACCUCCACCGUCGCCGGUCUUGCCCCUCCCCGUGAGACCGGCGAGCGCCUCAUGCCCGGUCUCAUCUACGUUCUCGUCUCGGGUAUGGCCGGCAGCAUUGUUGCGCGCAACCGCGGCGUUGUCCUCCGUGGCGCCACCCCUCUCGCCCUCGGUCUCGGCGCCGCCUGGGCCGUCCUCCCCGUCACCAUGAACAACGUCAGCGCGCUUGCGUGGAAGUACGAGCAAAAGUUCCCUGCCGUGGCGGAUGCGCACAUCAGGACCCGCGAGGGCAUCGAGAAGGGUAUUCACAUGGCCAAGGUGCACACUGAGAUUGCGCACCAGAAGGUCGAUGAGGCGGUUACCGGCGUGAGGGAGACGGUUGAGGGAUGGGUUCGCAAGGGCAAAUAA